This is a messenger RNA of Chelmon rostratus (copperband butterflyfish), 1076 nucleotides long. It is a transcript of the gene rnf113a, whose product is annotated as ring finger protein 113A. Gene Ontology annotation, biological process: snoRNA splicing. Lineage: Eukaryota; Metazoa; Chordata; Actinopteri; Chaetodontiformes; Chaetodontidae. The record is from RefSeq and is a predicted model, not a curated record. The transcript has 10 exons. The coding region runs from base 26 to 994 and encodes 322 amino acids. Gene Ontology annotation, molecular function: metal ion binding. Gene Ontology annotation, cellular component: U2-type spliceosomal complex.
CGGUUAUUUAUAUACUGAAGGGAAGAUGGCGGAUUCAGAAGAGCCAAAAGCGGGUCCUUGCACUUUCUUGUUCAAAAAAUCUACCAAGAAAUUCUCAGGACGAAAGAGAAAAGGAAGCGACAGCGAUAAAGACGGCAACAGUGAUGAAGACCAGAGCUGUGUUGUCAGAAGACAGAAGAAGGGAAGUCGAGUCAACCCCAUGAUUCAAAGGUCAAAGAAAGUGGAGAGAGACGCUGUAUCUUCAAGUGAAAGUGAAGAUGACAAAGAAGACAAGAAGAUCACUGUUGCCUACAAGUCCACACGUUCAGCAAAACCAGAGGGACCCGAGGACAUGGGCGCAACUGCUACAUAUCAACUGGACACAGAGAGAGACAAGGACGCGCAGGCUAUCUUUGAGAGGAGUCAGAAAGUCCAAGAGGAGCUGACGGGUAAAGAGGACGAUAAAAUCUACCGCGGCAUCAACAACUACCAGAAGUUCAUCAAGCCAAAAGAUACCACCAUGGGCAAUGCCUCCUCUGGCAUGGUCAGAAAAGGACCAAUCCGGGCCCCUGAGCACCUGAGAGCCACAGUCAGGUGGGACUACCAGCCAGACAUCUGCAAAGACUACAAGGAGACUGGUUUCUGUGGUUUUGGAGACAGCUGCAAGUUCCUUCACGACCGAUCAGACUACAAACAUGGCUGGCAGAUUGAGAGGGAACUGGAAGAGGGCAGAUACGGAGCCAAUGAUGAUGAGAACUAUGAGGUGAGCAGUGACGAGGAGGAUUUGCCCUUUAAGUGCUUCAUCUGCAGGGAGUCCUUCAAGAACCCCAUCGUCACAAAGUGUCGACACUAUUUUUGUGAGGCCUGCGCUCUUCAGCAUUACCGCAAGUCCAAGCGUUGCUAUGUGUGCAACACUCAAACCAACGGUGUCUUCAACCCUGCUAAAGAUGUGAUGGCCAAGAUGGAGAAACAUCAAGCUGCAACAGACCAGCCACCUUCAGACGAGGAAGAUUAGCAACAUCUCAGCCUUUUGAACCCUCCCUUUACGUGUUUGUCCGUGUAAAUUUGCAAUAAAAUCGCUUUUUUUUUUUUUUUAA